Helianthus annuus (common sunflower) is the source of this 1107-nucleotide messenger RNA. RefSeq names its product protein SHI RELATED SEQUENCE 1. NCBI's taxonomy places the organism in Eukaryota, Viridiplantae, Streptophyta, Magnoliopsida, Asterales, Asteraceae. Gene Ontology annotation, molecular function: DNA binding; DNA-binding transcription factor activity. The record is from RefSeq and is a predicted model, not a curated record. Gene Ontology annotation, biological process: positive regulation of DNA-templated transcription. The coding region runs from base 136 to 909 and encodes 257 amino acids. Gene Ontology annotation, cellular component: nucleus. The transcript has 2 exons.
GAUUUUCCUCACUAGGAGGACGCACAUUAAUCAUUCAUAGUGUUAGAAGUAGCAUGAACAUCUACGUACUAGCUGUGUAAGUUACCACCAUAUCAACACCCGUCUAUAUAUUGCUAGCAUAAUUAUAUUACAGUGAUGAGGCAAGCGGGUUACGCGUUUGGUGGAGAUUACUUCGGAGAUGGAGGUGGGAGAGAUGGGAAUGGCGGAGUGAGUUGUCAAGAUUGCGGGAACCAAGCGAAGAAGGACUGCCAACACAUGAGAUGUAGAACUUGCUGCCGGAGCCGUGGGUUUCCAUGUGAAACCCACGUCAAAAGCACAUGGGUUCCAGCUGCCAAACGUCGCGAACGCCAUCAACAACUCUCUUUGUCGACUCAAGAACAGAAUUCAAGUAAUCAGCAACUUAGUCUGAUGAUUGCAAGUGGUGGUGAUGGUGGUGGUGAACAUAAUCUGAAGAGAUUUCGUGAGGAACGUCAACACCAUCACCAUGUCCGUGGUGGUGUGGCCGUUCCUACAACGAAUCUUCAGAAUACUGCUUCAGAACUAGGGUUUCCAUUUCCGGCGGAAGUAAGUUCUCCAGCGAUGUUUCGACGCGUUAGAGUGAGUGGAAUGGACGAAACGAACGAGCAGAUGGCGUAUCAGACUGCCAUUAGCGUCGGAGGACAUGUUUUCAACGGAAUUCUGUAUGAUCAUGGCCCAGAUCAGGGUCAAUACAGCCAUCCCGUUGGAGAGAGUUCCUCCACCACUGGUAAUCAACAUCAAGACGUUAAUCUCAUUACGUCGGGCACGACGACCACCAGUAGCAACAGCAUUUAUCAAGCUGUCACCAUUAUUGACCCUUCAUCCGUGUAUCCAACUCCGCUUUGUGCUUUCAUCCCGGGUACGCAAUUUUUUCCACCACCAAGAUCUUGAAGACAUACACAACAAAGAUCAUCAAAUGAAAUGCUAUUAUUAUUGGUACUUUUAUUGUUGUUGUUAUUAUUAUUAUUAUUGAACUCUUUGGAUUGAUUAUAUAUUAUAUAAACCCAAAAUGGAAAGAAAAUGCACUUGAGGUGCAUGUAUUUCCAUGCUUUAAUCUUUUAAUGGCAAAAUCUAUGUUCUUUUUACACA